Messenger RNA from Mesitornis unicolor (brown roatelo), 1035 nucleotides. RefSeq names its product cystine/glutamate transporter-like. Gene Ontology annotation, molecular function: L-amino acid transmembrane transporter activity. Lineage: Eukaryota; Metazoa; Chordata; Aves; Mesitornithiformes; Mesitornithidae. Gene Ontology annotation, biological process: amino acid transmembrane transport. Gene Ontology annotation, cellular component: membrane. The record is from RefSeq and is a predicted model, not a curated record. The annotation marks the transcript as partial. The transcript has 9 exons.
AUGGGGAAAGAGAAGAAAGAGGAGGAGGCUGUCUUUCUGCGGAAAAAGAUAACUUUGCUGAGGGCUUUCUCCCUUCUCAUCGGCAGCAUGGUUGGCAGCGGCAUCUUUAUCUCCCCAAAAGGAGUGCUGAAAAACUCUGGCAGCGUGGGCUUCUCCUUGGUUGUCUGGUUUGCCUGUGGGAUCCUCUCGAUGUUUGGUGCCUUGUGUUAUGCAGAGCUUGGCACAAGAAUCACCAAGUCUGGAGGACAUUACAUCUAUAUUUUGGAGACACUAGGGCCUCUGCCAAGUUUCUUAUUCCUGUGGGCAGAGUUUUUUGCUAUCAGGCCUGCCAACAGUGCUGUGGUUUCUCUGGCGUUUGGACGCUACAUGCUGGAGCCAUUUUUUGCCCCUUGUGCUGCCCCUGUCCCUGCUGUGAAGCUUGUGUCUCUCCUGGGGUACUACAUGGUCCUCACCCUCAACUCCUGGAGCGUCACCUGGAGCGCUCGGCUGCAGACGGCUCUCUCCAUCGUCAAACUCCUGGCGCUCGCUCUCAUCAUCGUGCCUGGGAUGAUGCUGCUGGCCCAGGGCCACACUGAGAACUUCCAGGAUGCUUUCAACAGACAGUCUCUGGUUUUGGAUAAGCUGCCCCUGGCUUUUUAUGCAGGCAUGUUCGCAUAUUCAGGCUGGUUUCAGACCAGCUUUGUGCGUGAAGAGUUGGUCAGACCUGAACGAAAUAUCCCCCUGGCUGUCAUCGUGUCUGUGAUCACGGUAAUUGUGGGGUAUAUGCUCACCAACGUCUCCUAUUACACGGUCCUGGGAAUGCAAGAUGUUCUGGCUUCUUCUGCUGUGGCUGUGAGCUUUGUGCAGCGAGCCUUCAAAAGCCUGAUCUCGGUUGUCCCUGUCCUUGUUGCACUGUCCUGCUUUGGAACCAUGAAUGGAGGAAUCUUCACAUUUUCAAGGACUCUGUUUGUGGCUUCCAGGGAAGGACAGUGGCCUCCUCUCUUCUCCAUGAUCCACAUUCGAAGGCACACACCCCUUCCUGCUGUCAUGUUAAUG